AUGUAACUUCCUCCUGCUCCCCGGGCUACUUCCUGUCCUCCAUGUGCGGGGAGGUGCUGGAGGGACUGGGAAGGGAACACUGAGCGGCUGCACUUGUUCAUCUGGAAUAAACAGCGUUUAUGGGCGCCCAAAUCUCCCUGACUUCACUGGCUGGAUUGGUACUGGGACAGUCUUAACAUGGCCGGGAGCUGCAGGCUUCUCACCGCCUCACUAGCUCAGCUGCUGCUGAGGAGACAAGGCCGGGGGGCCGCGCUGCUCUUGUGGGGCGGGAAGAGCUGCCCGGAGAGCGGUGGGGGGCAGGCAGGGAGAGAGUGGAGCAGAGUGCAGGAAUACAGGAGAAGGCUGGAGAGAUCAUACUGUAGCGGUCAGAAUAUCGACGGCUCAUUUCAGAAAGACUGGUAUCCGCCCUUACCAGAGUAUGAUCCUCAACCGCUAGCCAAUAAAUUAACCACCAUGUUCAUUGUGCGCGUUCGGGGUUUGCCAUGGUCUUGCACUGCAGAUGACGUGCUGAACUUUUUUGGUGAUUCCAACGUAAGAAAUGGCACAGAGGGAGUGCACUUCAUUUUCAAUAGAGAUGGCAAGCCGAGAGGGGACGCUGUCAUUGAGUUUGAGUCCGCUGAGGAUGUACAGAAAGCAGUGGAGCAGCAUAAGAAGUACAUGGGCCAACGAUAUGUGGAAGUAUUUGAGAUGAACCAGAAGGAGGCAGAGUCGCUGCUGAACCGAAUGCAUUCUGCAUUGUCACCAACCAGGCCAUCCUCUAUGUCCCUGUCUCCACAGUCUUCAAUGGCCUCCCCACCAAGUGAUGGCGUGGUGCGAUUGCGCGGGCUCCCAUACAGCUGCAGCGAGCAGGACAUAAUACAUUUUUUUUCAGGUUUGGACAUAGCAGACGAGGGAAUAACAUUUGUCUUGGACCAACGAGGGCGGAAAUCUGGGGAAGCAUUUGUACAGUUUCUAUCACAAGAACACGCAGACCAGGCACUUCUUAAACACAAGCAGGAAAUAGGCAGCAGGUACAUUGAGAUAUUUCCAAGCAGGAGGAAUGAAAUUCAGACUGCCCGUUUCCCCUUUAGAAGAAGGAAAGGAGUGACAUUUGCACCCACCAUAAAAGAUCUUUACGAUCCAGACAACUGCAUAAAUAAUACUAGUAAAGACUUGCUAUCUGACGUCCCUGAAAAUGGUCACAUAAAUGAUUACGUCAAGGAGAUGUCUGCUAAGUCCAUGGAUGUCCAGGACUUUACCGUUAUGUCCCCAGUUCACGAUAUCCAUAUUCGAGGCCUCCCGUUCCACGCUUCAGGGCAGGAUAUUGCAAAUUUUUUCCAUCCGAUAAUGCCUUUGAAGAUCAGCAUUGAGUACAGCGCAGACGCUGGUGGCGCUACUGGAGAAGCGGUUGUGAGGUUCUUGACUCAUGAGGACGCUGUAGCAGCCAUGGCUAAAAACAGAUGCCAUACUCAACAUGGGUAUUUAGAACUUUAUCUGAAUUCAUCUCCAGAAAGUAAAUGAGAGCAGUGUUUGAUAUUAUGUUGCACACAUCUUUCUUAGAAAGGACAAAGCAACAAUCCUUUACCUCCAAUGGACAUUAGCCAGUGUGCAUCCUCCUUACACAGCCAUUCAACAGAAGUUUGUUUCUAACAAACUGGUAUCUUUCUAAUACAUUUUUGUUGUUUUUUUUUUUUUUUUGUGCCUGCUGGUUUCUAAGAAUGCCAAUCCAGCAGGGAUCAGAUAUUUCUCCUUGGCUAAUGCAGAUUUGACUGCAAUUAACUGGUGCAAAAUGUUCUUUUCCUCUGUCGCCAAUUUAGUCCUUUCUCAUUUUGUGAACCAGCAAUUUAUCACUUUUUUUUGUUUUUUUUUUGUAUCAAAGUGCCUAAGUUAAUAAGAAUGUGGUUUGUGAUGCAAGGCCUCCGAGUAGGUUUUUGCGUGUACGUCAUGUAAAUAUAAAAUCAUGUUCAAAAUGCAGAAGGCAGAACGGAUAGAUAGCGUCACUGAACGGUAAAACACUACUAGCUGGUGAGUUGUGCAGUGAACCGUUGUCGUUCAUUGUUAGUCUUCCAGAAGGAAAGUGUUUGAUUUCCUCUUCAUUAAAUUGGUAAACUUGUGGUGGGUUUGUUCCUAACAUAUUUUGAUUUUCGUUUACUUUAUUAAAGAUGAUCCACGAGAU
This is a messenger RNA of Xenopus tropicalis (tropical clawed frog), 2155 nucleotides long. It is a transcript of the gene grsf1, whose product is annotated as G-rich RNA sequence binding factor 1. The coding region runs from base 178 to 1500 and encodes 440 amino acids. Gene Ontology annotation, molecular function: nucleic acid binding; RNA binding. NCBI's taxonomy places the organism in Eukaryota, Metazoa, Chordata, Amphibia, Anura, Pipidae. The record is from RefSeq and is a predicted model, not a curated record. The transcript has 11 exons.